Tachysurus vachellii is the source of this 3536-nucleotide messenger RNA. RefSeq names its product myelin-associated glycoprotein-like. NCBI's taxonomy places the organism in Eukaryota, Metazoa, Chordata, Actinopteri, Siluriformes, Bagridae. Bases 136 to 1062 code for a protein of 308 amino acids. The transcript has 11 exons. The record is from RefSeq and is a predicted model, not a curated record.
UUUGUGGGCAGGACUUUUGCUUGCACCUCCUAUACCUCAAAAGCAGUCAAUAAUUUUAAGAGCAGUGUCAGUUGGUCACUCAAAAGAUACAGAAUAGUUUUUCUACAUCAGACAACCAAAAUUUCAAGUUGCAUCAUGGAUCUGCAGCCAAAAAUACUGUUUGGCUGGAUUUGUCUUCAAGUGAACUUUGCCUCUGUUUUUUCGGAUGUGUGGAAAGCACAAGUUGUCCCUGAAAUGAAUGCAGUAGUCUCAUCUUGUGUUGUGUUGCCCUGCACAUUUAAUUACCCUGCUGCUCAGUUUCCUGCAUCUCGGAUCAAAGCAAUCUGGCACAAAAAGGGAGACAGAAGUUAUUGUAUCUUUGAUGAUAAUACGCAUAAUAUUAAUGACAACUUCAAGGGUCGCACAAAGCUCGUUGGCAAUUUGGGUGAGAAAAACUGCACGUUGGAAAUAGAUAAAGUGAAAGACACCGACAACGGUCCAUUCUGUUUCAGAGUUGAAAUCAAAGAUUUGGAUAAAUUCUCUUUUGAGGAGGCGUGUGUGCACACCAUUAUGAAAGCUAAACCUGAAGAAAUAUCCAUAGAUUCUGAGGAAUCUGUCACAGAGGGAUCCAAUGCCAUCUUUAAGUGUUCUAUGAGACACACCUGUCCCACACACCCCCCAGAAAUUAAAUGGAGUCGCUCAGAUCGUGUUAAAGUCCGUGUGUCCCAUAAGAACAAUGGCCAUGGAGUUUGGGAGGUGGAAUCCAUCAUGUCCUUCACUGCCACAGAGGCGGACGAUCACACGGACAUCACUUGCACUGUCACUUCCCACGGCUACAUAGAAUCUAAAAUUACUCGCAAAAUGUUCAUAAAACGUGAACAAAGUUACCUGCACAUCAUUAUUCCUGUGGUUGCUGUGUUUGGAACCAUCAUUCUAUUUGGAACAGCAUGUUUCUUUGUCACCAAGAGAUACAGGAAACAGAUUCAAGACCUCCAAUCUAGAAAUCCAAAUGGGGUAUGGAGUCGUCUCUCCAGAAUGUCUCACAGGGUCAGGUCAGUGGGAAGAAUGAGAGACAGAGCCUGAUACCCUAAGUAGUCUAAGCAGUAAAAGCAGUUAAUCUAUAAACGUAGAUUCAUCUGUUGACUGUUGUUAUAUAUGCACUUCCAGCAAAAAAAAAUAUACACACAUUAUUAUUAGUAGGGCUUUCUUGUGCCAUGGCAGUCUUCACUGACAGAUCAUCUCUUAUUCUUCUUAAUCUUAUCAUGAAAUUGGUUCAAUCAUUUACUCUGAAGAAAGUGUAAUGUUUUUAUUUCCUAAUUUCCUUAUUAGGGAACAAGUACUUGUCUUAUAUCUCAUCGUGUGUAAAAUUUAGGGACUUGUUUUAACAAAACGAUAAGGACAUCCCACAUGUUGGCACCUUUGGAUAAAGUUUUUAAAACUAACAAACAUUCACUCUUUUACUAACGUAUUGGUCAUAUAGUUUAGUGCAUAACAAUAUGAAUGUUUGUGCUACAAUCAUAUUACUCCGCUUUACUGUUAAUUUCUUAAAUCUGCUUGAUUAAAAAAAUGUUAAAAAAAUUAUGUUUCACCAUUUGAAUAUACUCAAGUGUUAGAAAAAGAAAAUAUUUGAAAUAGAUGACAUUAUGGUUAAUAUGGUGUUAUAUGAUGUGCAUGUGUAAUAUAAAAUGUAUUACUUACCUAAAACUUUAGGAAGGUGGCUUUCAUUUUAAAACAAUUUACUCCAUUUUUUCUUGAAAACAUCAUUCAAUCUGCAGGUUUUCUAGUUUAUGUGUGAUUUGUGUUUCCUAGUGAAUUUAUCAGAAGUAAACUAUCUUGUAAAUAUGCAACAUUUACAUCCAUUAGCUAGGAUUUCACUUUCUACCUAACCAAAUAAUGUUAUGUUUAUUAUUGUAUUUAUGGAAUUAAUGCUAGUGUAACGUGUCAGUACUACAGCAUAUCUUAGCUCUACUGUAUAUAGCCAGUUAAUGUUAGUAUAUUAGAGAAAUGUUCCUCAGCAUGCUUUUUCAAAGUAGAGAGGGUUCAGAUGGAGAUAAAAGUUUCCUGUUUUUAGACAAAUCAUUACUACAUCCAUCUGACAAGGAAAAUGCAUGAAAAAGUGAAGUUAAUAAUUUGUCUUUUUAUAGUAUUCUUAGAACUUUAAGAAAGAUCAGUGACAUGUAGCUCUUUUUAAGAGACUUUUUCUGUUCCUUUUUUCUGUUCCUCAUUUAUGACAGGAAAAAGCAGACAUAGCUCUUAGAUAAAAAUGCACAAUGCACAAAAAUGCACAAAACAACUUGGUUUAUUUGCAUUCAGCAUAUAUUUAACAUUUUACCAGUGAAGCUUUAUAAUAGUGAUAGCAUUAUCUAAGUUAUCAAAAUCUAGGCUUUUUAACCAAAGCGACUUUAAUAAGUUUAAUAUGAAAGUCUCACAUUACUUAUACUGUGGACUUUUUUUUAAAUAUGAAUGGAGCUUCUCUGAUGAUGUCAGUGUACAAUUAUGAUGCCUGCUCCUGAAAACCAAAACCAACAAAUCUCUGGAAUUGUAGUUUGUUGAAUUAAACAUAAAAAGCUGAACCAAAGACAACAGGUAGAAGUUUACCUUCCUUGAAAUAAAAUUUUAAUUAAUCAUUUUGUUUAUUUUACUUAUUUUUUAACCUUACCUGACUAUUUACAUUUUAAUGCUUAAUAGGAACUAUAGAGGAAGGCAGGAGCCUGAAAGGGAUUUUGGUACUAAGCCAAACAACUGUGGAGGUACCCUGCCAGGAAAAGCAGAAUUCUCAAAACCUCGCUGUCCUUCUCCGAAGAGUGAAAAAAAUGCCUACAACAAAUCUGCUGGUGGAUGUUCAGAUGGCUAUGAUGAUGAUGAUUACACCAACGUGGGUGACCUCAAUGUGUAUGGAAAUAUCUGAUGACAGAAUUACCUAUUAUUUACCAAUCAAUGAUAACUAUCAUUUCUUUCUAUCUAUCUAAACUAUCAUUGUUUAUGUUUAUAUAUGUUACUGUAUAUAAUUUUAUGCUGGGUGUCUUGUGAUAUUCUUCAUGCUUUCUAUGUGAAGCUUGAAUUUAAAAGAUGAUGUUGAGUUUUCAUUUCUUGGCAAUGAAAAAUAGGAAACUUUGCAUAUUAGAAAGGUCCACUGAGCAGCAAAUUCAUAACAGAUUAUGCUUUGUCUUUUUUUACAUUUCAGUGGGUAGAGUUUUAGUUCCUUUUACUUACUGGUGAGAAACUAUGUUUAUGCCCACACACUUAUUCUAUAAUGAAGUCCACCUAAGCAUCAACUGAAUCUAAAGUAUAAAUGACAAUAUACAUAUCAAUAUACAAAUAUUAAAAAUAUAUAUAAAUAUUAUGUAUAAUGAAAUGUCUAUUGUUGACACAGAUUUAACCAGGGGAUAAUGCAUUGAGAAAUAGGCGUUCAUUAUUUUAAAGAAAAGUUUGCUUUGAGAAAAACAACAACAACAAUGCACUGAUAUUUGGACAUUUCCCUGAUUACUAGCUGUAUUGACAGUAUAAAUAUUAUUGUAUCGUUUUUUGCUGUAACCAAUAAACUGUUAAAAGUAUAA